Porites evermanni is the source of this 1966-nucleotide messenger RNA. The record is from the annotation of a GenBank genome assembly. NCBI's taxonomy places the organism in Eukaryota, Metazoa, Cnidaria, Anthozoa, Scleractinia, Poritidae.
CCCUGUAUAGUAAGAAUUCACACAAAUCCUUUUAUUAAGAAGAUGGUAGCUGCAAGAAGAGUGGCAUGCUUUACGGGUGCUUCAAAUCUCGAGGAGGAACUCGAUGAUUUUAGAAGUAAAAUCAAGUCGGUAAAUGACACUUAUGAUGUAGUGGAAAAGUGCGCUAAGUUGGCUCGCGCCAAACAUUACAAGAUGUUCGCUUUGGGCAAGGAUGGUCUGUGCUUGUCUGGAGCUGACACUCAAAACAGAUACCAUAUCAGUGGUCCAAAAGGGACGGGGUGUAAAGGCGGUAUCGGCAAGGAAGAUAGUAUGUUCGUUUAUUCUUUGGGUAAGUGUUGAGUGUUGUUCAUCCUUGUUUAAAAUCUAGAGAGUUCAGACGUGGACUAUGACGCUGCAACAAGACAAGCACAUGUCUUAAAAAUAUAUAGAAACGUGUUUGCGAACAAUUUUCUUGUACCACGAUGUCUUGUAAGAUAUCUGUGAUCAGUUGGAUAUAUAUUCACGUUAUUAAAAGAGAAAUGACGUGUUGUGCUAUGCUUUUUCUGGAGGCCAAUCAGAGUGAAGGCUUUAUUCAUUGUUGACGUCAGAGGGACACGUUGAUGCUUAGAAAGUAUACAUGGUCAUGCGGAGGCCGGAGAGCUUACAAAUUGAGUAAUAUUUAGCAAUUAAUGAAUCCAGCUUUCGUAGGAUAUGAAGAAUUACGCAGAUCGAGAGGGUGUGGCCGAGGUGGAUAACACCCUCCGAGAUCUGCCUAAUUCUUCAUAUCUACGAAAGCUGAAUUCAUCAAUUGCUUUAUUAUUCAUUCAAAAUAAUUCUUAGUUUAAAAACAAGCUAAAACACGCUUACCUUCGUCGAUGUCAAGUUCAUCUCGAUAGUGGAUGUUUAGAAGAUAAAGGGCGGUUCAGGGGUCUGUAAAUAUACUCCAAAUAGCAGAUGUUGUCCAUCGAGUUGUCUUGCUAUGUUUUUAGACAAUAGCUAGUCGUGAAACGAGUAAAAUGUUGAGCAGAAUGUUCCGCCAUUUUUGUUUUCACAACCAAAACAACUCAACCUCGUCCCAAGCUUUCUCGGUUAACGGUGCAUUAACCUGCAACUGUGCUGCACUAUUGACGUCAUCGGUGGAUUAAUCGCAAAGUUGUUCAAAAUUUGGUCAACAGAAGCUGGUUAGGGUGAAUCAUUCGUGUGCUUUUAGCCAAUCAGAAACGGAGAAAUAUUAUGAAUGAAUAAUAAUUAUUUCUAUUAAAAACUGAAUGAUUGGAUAAUGUAAUUCUAGAACUGAUUGGCUUAGCUAUCAUGGUAAAGGGCCAUUAACUCAUGCUCUCUAAAUAUGGUAACUGUACGCGUCUGCUCAAAAUUAAAAACAAGCUGAAAGUCGGGAAUAAUUCUAGAUAUUUCUUGGGCGUUUUUAAUGAAACAAGUAUUCCCCUCGCGCUUGUUGGAUAUGCACCUCGUUGGCUAUUUACUAUCUCAUAUCCAACGCGCACUCGUGAAAUAACAGCUGUUAAUUAUAUAGAUGGAGAAUAGCGCAAUGCAGGGCAAAUUGUACAACCGGGAGUACGCUGCUGAAUCUCUGACAAAGCCACUUGCAAUUGAAGGUUCAAUCACCGUGUUUCUCUUCUCCUCAAAAUUAAUUUUCCUUCUUUAUUUUUCGCCAGAUCCCUUACCUGUUCUUCAGCCACUUGGAUGUUAUAAGGACAAAGGCGGAGAUCCCGCCUUACCAAUUAACUACGCUAAUUUCCGCAGUCAGAUUAAGUGGAAGCAAUUGGAGACGGUGCAGCAGUGCGCACAAGUGGCCUUCAACAAAGGUUACGAAUACUUUGCUGUUCAGUUUUACGGAGAGUGUUAUACUGGAAAUGACGCUUCGCAAACUUAUGACAAACAUGGCAAGAGUGACAGAUGUGUGGAAAUUGACAAAACCUUAGGAUUUCGAGUGGGAGAGGCGGACACUAAUUAUGUUUAUCGGAUAAAC